AAACAAAAACAAAUCAUGGAGAAGAAUGGGAACAACCGAAAACUUCGGGUUUGCGUUGCUACUUGCAACCGAGCUGAUUAUUCAAAAUUAGCUCCUAUUAUGUUUGGCAUUAAGGCGGAACCACAGUUCUUUGAGCUUGAUGUUGUGGUGCUUGGCUCCCAUCUGAUUGAUGACUAUGGUAACACCUACCGUAUGAUUGAACAAGACGACUUUGACAUUCACACGAGGUUGCACACCAUAGUGAGAGGCGAGGAUGAGGCAGCCAUGGUGGAGUCGGUAGGCCUUGCGUUAGUAAAGCUACCGGAUGUCCUCAACCGUCUGAAACCUGACAUAGUGAUCGUUCAUGGGGACAGAUUUGAUGCUCUGGCACUGGCCACAUCUGCAGCCUUGAUGAAUAUUCGGAUUCUUCAUAUUGAAGGCGGGGAAGUCAGUGGGACCAUAGAUGACUCAAUCAGACAUGCCAUAACCAAACUGGCUCAUUUCCAUGUGUGUUGCACAAGAAGUGCAGAGCAGCAUUUGAUAUCCAUGUGCGAAGAUCAUGAUCGCAUCCUCUUGGCUGGCUGUCCCUCAUAUGACAAGCUUCUCUCCUCCAAAAAUAAAGACUACAUGAGUAUUAUACGUAUGUGGAUAGGUGAAGAUGUAAAACCAAGAGAUUAUAUAGUCGCUCUGCAGCACCCUGUGACCACGGAUAUUAAACAUUCCAUAAAGAUGUUUGAACUAACGUUGGAUGCACUCAUCUCCUUUAACAAAAGGACACUAGUUCUGUUCCCAAACAUCGAUGCAGGAAGCAAAGAGAUGGUUCGGGUGAUGAGGAAGAAGGGCAUUGAGCAUCAUCCCAAUUUUCGAGCAGUAAAGCAUGUUCCGUUUGAGCAGUUCAUUCAGUUAGUGGCACAUGCUGGCUGUGUGAUUGGUAACAGCAGCUGUGGUGUUCGAGAGGUGGGAGCGUUUGGAACCCCUGUCAUCAAUCUGGGAACACGUCAAAUAGGAAGAGAAACAGGCGAAAAUGUUCUUCAUGUUCGUGAUGCUGACACACAGGACAAAAUACUACAAGCUUUGCAUCUCCAGUUUGGACAACAGUAUCCUUGCUCAAAAAUAUAUGGGGAUGGUAAUGCUGUCCCAAGAAUUCUGAAGUUCCUCAAAUCUAUUGACCUCAAAGAGCCACUGCAGAAGAAGUUCUGCUUCCCUCCUGUAAAGGAGAACAUCUCACAAGAUAUUGACCAUAUCCUAGAAACUCAGAGUGCCUUGGCUGUGGAUCUAGGUGGAACAAAUCUCCGGGUAGCGAUAGUCAGUAUGAAGGGUGAAAUAGUGAAGAAAUAUACCCAGCUCAAUCCUAAAACCUAUGAGGACAGAAUAGGAUUGAUUCUCAAGAUGUGUAUGGAGGCUGCAUCAGAAGCUGUAAAUCUGAACUGCAGAAUUUUGGGAGUGGGUAUUUCUACAGGUGGACGGGUGAAUCCCCGAGAAGGAAUCGUGCUUCAUUCCACAAAGCUCAUUCAGGAGUGGAGUUCUGUUGAUCUGAGGACCCCGAUAUCUGAUGCGCUGCACUUGCCAGUCUGGGUGGACAAUGAUGGCAACUGUGCUGCUCUGGCAGAGAGGAAAUUUGGGCAUGGAAAAGGAGUGGAAAAUUUUGUAACGCUAAUCACUGGUACAGGAAUUGGAGGUGGAAUCAUUCAUCAACAUGAAUUGAUCCAUGGAAGUUCCUUUUGUGCUGCUGAACUUGGACACAUUGUGGUGUCUCUAGAAGGACCGGAGUGCCUAUGUGGGAGCCAUGGAUGUAUAGAAGCAUAUGCCUCUGGAAUAGCCUUGCAGAGAGAAGCUAAAAAACUACAUGAUGAGGAUCUGUUGUUAGUGGGCGGAAUGUCAGUGAAGACGGAAGAGACCAUUAGUGCUGUGCAUCUCAUUCAAGCAGCUAAACUUGGGAAUGCAAAGGCUGACAGCAUUCUCAGAACAGCUGGGACAGCUCUAGGCCUUGGCGUAGUGAAUAUCCUGCACACCAUGAACCCCUCUCUAGUGAUCCUUUCUGGAGUUUUAGCAGGCCAUUACGUUAACAUCGUCAAAGACGUGAUCCGUCGGCAGGCUUUGUUCUCUGCUGAGACAGUGGAUGUAGUUGUCUCAAAUCUGGCGGACCCUGCUCUGCUUGGAGCUGCUAGCCUGGUGCUAGAUUACAGUACACGCCGAAUAUACUAG
Emys orbicularis (European pond turtle) is the source of this 2184-nucleotide messenger RNA. It is a transcript of the gene GNE, whose product is annotated as glucosamine (UDP-N-acetyl)-2-epimerase/N-acetylmannosamine kinase. The transcript has 11 exons. Bases 16 to 2184 code for a protein of 722 amino acids. Gene Ontology annotation, biological process: UDP-N-acetylglucosamine metabolic process. NCBI's taxonomy places the organism in Eukaryota, Metazoa, Chordata, Testudines, Emydidae. The record is from RefSeq and is a predicted model, not a curated record. Gene Ontology annotation, molecular function: N-acylmannosamine kinase activity; hydrolase activity, hydrolyzing O-glycosyl compounds; UDP-N-acetylglucosamine 2-epimerase activity.